AAAAAAAGAAGAGAAACAACUCAAAGAGCAAGAAAUGGCCGGACUACAAUACAGUUUCUUCCCAACAGACUUCUUCUACCCACGAGCUUCUCCUCCAGCUACAAGCCUCGUCGCAGCUAAUCCAAAUAUGGAGAUAACCCAUAAGAGAAAUGAUGCAGUAGUGAUUGAUAAAACUCGUGCGUCUAAUUUGUCCCUUGUUAUACUUGAAAAGUCGAAUACUCAAACAUGGAAGACUAAGAAGCCACUUUUGAUCGAAGACGACAUGUUUUAUUUUUGAUUGAUCUGGUUCUUUUGUUAUACCAGUCUUGCCUCGUUCGUUGUGAUACACAUCAAUAAGGGUUAUAUGAAAAAACGAUCUAUAUGUUUUUCUAGAAUAUAGGUAUUGAGCCUCAUCGAUGCCUAUAGGCAACACAGAUUUGUUUUCAUGAUCUGGCUGUUGUUUUGAUAUCUGACGAAUACCAUUACAUAAAAUAAAGUUUUUGAUAGAUUGUAAUAUAAAAUUAUGUGUGGACUUCCCUUCUUUUGUAAACACGACGUCCGACUAUGAUAUUAUUUCAAUUGAAAUUCAGUCCGCUAUCUUAAUAUUUAUUUCAUAAUUAGCAGAUGUUGACCAUCCCUUAUUUUACCACGUCCACGACAUUGAGUUUUUCAAUAUUACAAUGUUU
Molecule: messenger RNA, 665 nt
Organism: Eruca vesicaria subsp. sativa (arugula)
Lineage: Eukaryota; Viridiplantae; Streptophyta; Magnoliopsida; Brassicales; Brassicaceae
Source: the annotation of a GenBank genome assembly